Cooperia oncophora is the source of this 1029-nucleotide messenger RNA. The record is from the annotation of a GenBank genome assembly. Lineage: Eukaryota; Metazoa; Nematoda; Chromadorea; Rhabditida; Trichostrongylidae.
AUGAAAUCUCUCGAAAAUGAAGGAACGUCGUCAGCUCCCUGUGCUGAGCAGCGAAUUUUCUUGAACAGCGUGGAUAGAAUUUCAUCCGGAAUUCCCGAUUCAUUUGAUCUCGGCACGGUCCCUGUCGAGUUGACAUGCAUCGCCUCUUCUUCGAACUACAUAGUCAUUGGUGCUGGCUGUGGAGCGCUGUUUAUUUACAACAAAAAACUCAGCAAACUCUUGAGGCCACUUCGCACGAACAGCCUCGAGGCGGUCACAUGUAUUCAUCUUCUCGAUGAUUUCGUUGCCAUUGGUCAUAACACGGGAACUUUAAUAGUUAUCCGAUUGCCAAAAGAUCGUGAAGGAGCGACCACAUUCGCUCAAUGCAUCGACUCAGAUAGCCACCGCCGCUCACCUAUAACAUGUGUCGAAUGGAGUUCUGAUGCUAAAAAGGUGGUUUCUGGCGAUGCUUCUGGUACAGUGAUAAUUUCUACGGUGAUGUUUGAGACGGGUGAUUUUCAUCAUAGUUUUCUCUUCGGUGGGCCGAAUUCCGUGGCCGCAUUGGAGUUUAUGGGUGAUUUCGUGAUUAUUCACAAUGGAAUACAGCUGGCUGUGAUCGAUUCCAGGACACCUUCGAACGUUGAAGUUAUCAGUGACAACGAACCCAUGAAAUUGGUUUUGAGUGUGCGAUGUUUGGAUGGCAUUGUGUAUGUUAUUGAGAAGUCUCGCAUUUGCAAAUACACUGAGGACUUUUCCAAAUGUGACGUUAUUCGGGCAAAAGAAUUGGGAGAUGACGUGACAUCUUUUCGCUUGGUUGAAUGGAAUGAAAGCGCCACCAGACUUGUUCUUUUGUUGAGCUCGAAUACAUUUGUAAUGUAUGACGUAACGGCAUCAGAAGUUCUGUGGACGACAGCCAUCAGGACUGACUGUUUCAUUGGUGGAUUCUGCGUAGAUUCAGAUGAUUCUGUUUUUUAUAUCACGAAGCCGCAUAGUAUACAUCGGAUUGGUGCUACACCAAUAGCGAAUACUCUGACGCAACCAGGUGCAUAA